UGAACUCAAUUCUAUAUUGGACAGUUUGAACAGGAAGAAAAGAGAUCUUACUGCUGACACAGUCGAUGAGCACCCCAGAGCGAAGAGAGAUGCCGGUGAUACCAUUGGACAAAGUUCCACACUUAUCAGACAUAAGAAAAACACUGUAGAUGAUAUCACAGAUAUGUUAAACGAUCUAAAUGACGAAACUGAUGAUGACAACGAUGACGCUAUGGAUGAUGAUGAAGAAGCAGAGGAUGAUGGUGAAGAGGGGGACGAUGAUGACGACGACACUGAUGAAGAAGCUGAAAUAGAAGAAGAAGAAGAACAUUUGGACCGAUUUAGAAAAAAAUAUGACGAUGUAGAUGAUGAUGAAGGGGACGAAGACGACGACAACGAAGAUGAUGAUGUUGAUGAAUAUGAUAAUAGUGAUGAUUCUGAGCUUUAUUCCCUCUUAUCUCGGCGAAGAAGAAAUGUCGAAUCUUCUGCAGACGGUCAAGCCUCCAGUCCCAUAUCUAUGAAAAAACGGCAAGUUGAUGAUGAUUAUGAAGACGAUGACGAUUACACCGACGACUAUGACGACGACGACGACGAGAACGAUGAUGGAGAUAAGGAAGAGAAGGAUUAUGAAGAAGAUGUUUCUGAUUUGGUUUCAUUAUUAACACGCGAGAAGAGAAGUACUGACAGCAAAACUUCUGAAGAGAAACUACCCAUAGCUAAACGACAAUAUGAUUACACAAAUGACGGUGAUCUUGAAUAUGACGAUGAUGAUGUUUCAAAUAAUUUGGUUUCCAAGUUAUCAAGAAAAAAACGACAAACUGGUGAUGAUGAGGAAGAUGAUUAUGAUGAAGAUGAUGAUGAUGAUGAUGAUGAUGAUGAUGAUGAUGAUGAUGUUGAUGAUGAUGAUGAUGACGAUAAUGACGAUGAUGAUGAUGAUGAUGAGGAUGAUGAUGAUGAUGAUGAUGACGACUGGGAAGAAGGUGGCAGUCCAAUAGAUGACUCUGGCUUAUUAUCUCUAUUAUCAAGAAAUAAAAGAAGUGUCAAUGAUUAUGAAUAUGAAUAUGGUGAUGAUGACGGAGAGUUGGGUUUAUAUGCUGGUGAUUUAAUUUCUUCCAGGAAGAAGCGUAGUAUGGAUGAAGGUGAUAGCAACGUUAACAGACAGAAAAGAGAAGCAGAUAAAGCUUCGGGGGCAGCUGUUUCACGAUCGAGGCGUCAUUUAAGGAAUUACGAUGAUUACUAUGAUAGUGGUGAUUCAGAGUACACGGAUUAUUACAAUGAUGAGACCGCUCCAUUACGUCAACCGAUAUUUCCACAGAUGACUGGUUUAUUGCCACGAGUUGACCGCCCAUUUCCACAAAAUCGUGGUCCAUUGCGGCCCAUUAAUCAUCCGCUGUUAAAACAUCGACGUAAGAAGCCGAGUCUACCCGUUGCUCCGGGGAUGAAUUGGCUACAGUUGACAGGUACCACUGCUAGUGUCACAACGCCGUCUCCAGGUAAUGUCACAGAACCACAAAAACAGAAGAGAUCUUUUAAUGACCACCAAGCCUAUGAAGACAAUCUGGAUGUUGAUGUUAGUGCUUAUGACGAAAUAUUAACUCCUAAUGAUUACGAUGAUGAAAUUUUUUUGCCACGUGAUGCUUAUCAGAGGUCUGCCGAAAUAAACCCAUCAGCUUCAAUUUUAGAACAAACGAACAACGGGAAUCCUAAUGCGAAUAACCAGCUUGGUUCGGAUAUGCAAGUAAAUCCUGUGGAGAUUGACAUUCAAGGUGAGCUGGACAAGGUAUUUGAAACGACAGGAGCUGAAAACAUGAAGCCUCCCCAAACGAUCCUUCCGGGGGCGGAUUUGCCUGAAGUAAGGCAUGUAGGGCCGGAAUUGGCAGUUGGUGAAAGAAAAAUUUUUAACCCAGUACCUGUAAAAAAGCAACUUGCCAGGGCCAUCUUGAAUAUUUUGCACAAACGUAAGGAAAGAUUAAGGCGCCAAAAAAGAAGUCUUAGUUUCAAACUGGAAUAUGAUGCCGUCGGGAACGAUGGUAGUAAUAAGGGUUUUUUUAAAGAAGCUGAGGUAUUAGAGGAAACAGAUGAAGAUGCCAAUAGGGGUUCGUAAUUACUGGUUAUGAAACGUGGGGUAGUUGGAGUGAAUGCAGUAAAACUUGUGGUGUUGGGAUACAAGAACGAUUUAGAAAAUGUGAUGAUGUCACGCACUGUUAUUCUGGUGAUUCCGAGAUGCAUCCCUGCUUUUUGCAACCUUGUUGAUUUAUUUUAUUGGCCUUACAAUCUGAUUACAGAUCAAUAUUUCGUUUCGUUUUUUUAUACUUUCGAUGGCCUACACAACAUGACGAUCUGACAAGUUUUACUUAAAAGUCGCGUCAGGGUCGUAGGAGCGGCUUUUGACCCUAUGACGUCAGACAUUGAUUAAUCAAUCAGCUUUGACGUUUCUAGUGGUGUACCCACAGUUCCGUGCAUGGCACGCCAAGAAGUCGCCGUAACAGAUGGUUUCAUUGGCUAAUACCACACGCCAUUCAGAACGCAUGUUAUAUAAAAACUCUUCCAGAUCCUAGUGUAGUACAGACAAAUAGAAAGAAAUUUUAAACUAUAAAAAACGAAACGAAAUAGGAUCUGUAUUUUAAUCAGA
Messenger RNA from Patella vulgata (common limpet), 2611 nucleotides. RefSeq names its product protein PFC0760c. Lineage: Eukaryota; Metazoa; Mollusca; Gastropoda; Patellidae. The record is from RefSeq and is a predicted model, not a curated record. Bases 164 to 2083 code for a protein of 639 amino acids. The transcript is spliced from 2 exons.